Capsaspora owczarzaki ATCC 30864 is the source of this 2130-nucleotide messenger RNA. RefSeq lists its product as hypothetical. The coding region runs from base 48 to 2075 and encodes 675 amino acids. NCBI's taxonomy places the organism in Eukaryota, Filasterea, Ministeriida, Capsasporidae. Gene Ontology annotation, biological process: recombinational repair. The transcript has 6 exons. The record is from RefSeq and is a predicted model, not a curated record.
UUUUGAUUCUUUGCUUUUUUUUUUUGCUUUUGAAGCUGUGCUGCGCAAUGGAUGAUGACAAUGCGGACGAGGUCGAUCUGCUCGAGAUUGACGACGCGUUCGAUGCAGCCGUCGUCCAGCUCAGUGCGACUAGCACAACAACACCACGGCAUCAUCAUGCUGCUGCUGCUCUGAACACACAUCCAGAGCCCGCUGCUGCUGCUGCUGCUGCUGCUGCAACUGAAUCCGCAUUCAUCCACUUUCCCGCCAAAACCGCUUCAACGACUCCUAUCGCUGCUACUGCGACUCCUACCACUGGCACAGCCGCCGCUCAGAGUGGAGCGCAGAUGACUGCACGAGUGAACGCGAGAUCAGACGCAGUGCCCAUGCCAGAGCCGCAGCAGCAGCAGCGCCAUGCUUGGAGCCAGCCAAGGCAGAUGUUGCAAGCACCGAGCCAGCCCACCAGCAGCAGCAAGCCCGCGACCGCCGCCGCCACCAGUGCCAGUGCCAGUGCCAGUAGCGGCAACCACGCGAGUGCACACAAUGCGGCUACUGCGAUGGCGCCAAUGCCAUCCGCUGCUGCUUCUGUUGCUGCACCAAAGGCAGUCACAGUGAGGAGAUUCCCAGGUCCUGCAGGCCAGUUGCCCCCGCUGCGCAACAACCAGGUGCUGUCAGACGCAGUCGUCGUCUUGCGCUAUCAGCAUAGCAGCGACGCGUCAGAAGCCGGUGGAAAUGGACCCGACCAGGCGGAUCGCCGCUUGGGCCAAGCCGGAAAACCCGGCAUCGAGCUCCCAAGCACACAAGCAUUCACGCUCUCCCAAGCAAUGCCUUCCUCGCAACAACUUGCUGCCGAGGACGACGAGUUUACUCGAGGGGCUUGGCAGACCAUGCUCUGCGAGUCUGCCGAAUCAGCUUCUGAGUACUACGAGUUAACAGCAGACUUUAACUUGCAGUUUGCCAAACGGUUUGGUUACGAUCACAAAAUCCCCUUCCUAGUUGUCCUGCUUAAAAAUUACAAUCCGCUCGACGUAGAUGCCAGCGUGACCCUCAAGGAUCCCACAGGCGAAAUGUCCGGCACAAUUCACCACAAAGUUCUCGAAGAAUUCGGCUCCUUGAUAAGCGCUGGAGCGGUUUUGAUAUUAAAAGAUGUAUCGGUUUUUAGUCCAACGCCUCGAACACAACACUUGAACGUAACACUUAAGAAUAUUGUCCGGAUAUUCUGCUCGGAACGCGACUAUCCAUCGCAAGAUGGCAAGAAACCACCGGGAAAUGACAGAUUUGUGGAGCCGGCAAUAUGGAAUGGAAUUCUACAAGGGUUGUUUGACGUUGCGCGAGCUGCAAAGGCAGAGCUGGAACGCACGGAAGCCGACCAGCAACGCCAACGACAAGAACGUGAACGGCAGCAGCUUCAGCAAGCGAGCCGGCAAAAACAACAGCAGCAGCAGCAGCAGCAGCAAAAUGCUCAGCGUAAAGCAAUAACACAACAAACAGGUGGUGCCCGAGAGGCGUCCGCAUUGCACCAGCAGGCAGCGCGGCCAUUCACUGCUCCGCAUCCGCGUCCGACGGUGCCGCAGCCUCCAUCUUCGCCAGCUCGCCCACCCCAGGCAUCGCUCGUUCAGCAGCGCCCUGCACUUCCACAGCAGCAGCAGCAGCAGCAGCAUCCUCAACCACCGCCACCAGCUGCAAACCCCGCUGUGCCUCACACUCCAACCACGCGCCCGUCCGGCCAAUCCUCGCUGUUUGCCACAGCAGCCGCAGGGUCACCCGCUUCAGUACCAACGGGACCACAUGUUCAACCUAGGUCGGCGUUUAGCACGGGAACCAGUGGGCAAUCUUCGCUGAUGGGAGCGGCUCAAGCAUUGAUGGCGGAAAGCCGAACGGAUCAUUCCACACCCGCGGCCCUUGCGCCUCUUCAUCAAGCAGCACCUCGCCAAGCUUUGGUGCUCGACGACGAAUUUGAUCUGGCUGAUGACGAUCUUGACGAUUCUGUGCUCGCUCUGGUGGAUGUACCGGCUGGCAAUGUUUCUUCCCACAAUGGCGAUACAACCGACCUGCGUCCUCGAGAAGAGUUGAAACGCUCGCGGCUCUCGUCGUGACAUUGAGCGUGUGUUGGUUUGUGUGAUUUUGUGCUGGCUUGAGGGUCGAGUGGGA